AUGACAGGCCCGGACCACCGUGAAGCUCAAGAUGUGCUCACGAACUUCACCAAAAUGACAAAAAUCUCAUCGAAGCAACGACACGUGUUGGAAGGCGAGAGUAUGCGUGUAACGAUCUGGUCCUCACCUUCAGCUCUUCACUUUGUGGAGAUGCUUAGAGUAGCCCCAUUGGUGGCAUUUCGUCGAUUCAGUUCGGAGGCAGGGAAGGGUAACCUCAAGAAGAUAGUUGUGUGUCGUAACGGCAGCGUUGCUGCGUGGCAUCCGGAAACCCCAUUCCCGUACGAACACUCGAGGCCUGUUGUAUUAGAAGAAGAAAACAGAGCUGAAUCACCCGUAUCAAACGCAGUAAAUCGUGCUAGCAAGUGGAAGGAAGGUCCCAACGUUCCUCAACUCAAGGAUAUUUUCUAUACGUCGAAGCACGAGUGGUACACAAGUUUCAUAGCCACAGUAGCAACUGAAAUGUUUUUUUAUCCUCAUCGCGUAUACGAUAUGUUAAACUUUAUUAUGCGUCUCUCAUCUUUGCUCAGUCGUUAUUUCAAGCUUGUAAAUCUUGGUAAAUUGUCAUACGCUAAAGGACUGGAAGAGCAACAUAAGUUUCUCGAUUUGGCCAAGAAAGCGAAGGAGAAGGAGGAAACAUUAAAUUUCAUAUUGGCAGUAGAACAUACACCUGUUUACACCGUAGGCAUACGGUCAAAACUGUAUACAGAAGAUGAGGAAAUCCGCUUAAAAGCUUUGGGUGCAGAUUUUUAUAGGACGUCACGAGGUGGUCUUAUAACGUUUCACGGCCCAGGGCAAUUGGUAAUGUAUCCUGUAUUCAACUUGAGACGAAUUGCUCCACGACCAAUCGGUGUCAAGCGAUAUGUAGAGAUGUUAGAACAGGUGAUUAUCAACUGUGCUACCGAGGAUUUCUGCAUUCCAAAAGUGGGUCGGACACAGCAUACAGGAGUAUGGGUCGGUGAAAACCGGAAGCUAGCAGCUCUUGGAAUUGCUGUUUCGCACGGAGUUUCGUAUCAUGGUAUUGCGUUGAACUGUAACACGGAUUUGAGUUGGUAUGAUCACGUCGUCGGAUGCGGUAUUGAGGGAGCCGAAGCGACGUCCUUGAGUCGAGAAUGUUGUCGAGAUGUUUCUAUUGACGAAACGUUACCGAAAAUGGUAAAGCAGUUUGCAAGUGUGUUCAACUGUGAUGUGGCAUGA
Molecule: messenger RNA, 1194 nt
Organism: Haemonchus placei
Lineage: Eukaryota; Metazoa; Nematoda; Chromadorea; Rhabditida; Trichostrongylidae
Source: the annotation of a GenBank genome assembly